AUGUAAGAAGAAUAUUAAGGUUAUGGAGUAGAUUUGGGUGGUAGAUAUACAUUACUUGCUAAAUGUAAUCUAUUUUCAGCUGAUGUUGUAUUAAAUGAAGGUUAAAGAGAAACAGAAAAUGUUAUAGUAUUUUUGGCUCAUGAAAGACUCUUUGGAAACAUGGCUGCUCAUUCUUAUCGAUCUCACAUUCUAAAUUCAGUCAGAGGCUUUCAAAAUGCCCAUAUAUUUGAAUAUAAAGAGAAAUCAAUAAAAUUGGAGCCUGAAUAAUAGAUAGGAGCUUUUCUUAGAAAAUUAUUAAGUAAUUAUAAUAGAAGAGUGGUUAUCUCUUAUCCAGAUUUUUAUACUUAAUUUGAUUUAAUUAGACUAUGGAGGGCAAUUUAGAUAAGCAAAAUUAAUGUUUUGGCAGCUAUUCCAGAAAAUAUGGCUAUUAGUACUUAUGUGAAUUAUUGUCAAAAUAAUGUUUUACAAAAAGAAAUGUUAAUUAUUGAUUUUGGUCAUUCAAAAUUUACAGGAUUUUUACUAUAACAAGAAUAAGUGUUAUUUGAGGUGUUUGAUAGGAAUUUAGGAACAUCAUAAAUGGACUAUUAUCUUGCUGAAUGGAUUAUAAAUUAAGCAAAAAUAAAUAUGAAUAAGUAAAGUAAAUAUUAUUUGCGAUUGUUGGAUACUUGUGAAAAUAUUAGAAGAAGAUUAAGUGCAAAUAAGGACACUUAUAUUGAUAUUGAGUAAUUAAUACCAGAUGUUGAUUUUUCAUAUAAUUUAACAAGGUAAUUAAAUAUUAUUAUAAUUAAAGAGAGAAAUAUGAAACAAUUAUGUAACCAGUUUUGGAAUCGCUUUCAAAUUAAUUAUUUAAUCUUUAUCAUUAGACACAAAAUUACUAAUUUAAUUUAAUAGUUACAUUGGGAGGAGGUUCUAGAAUUCCUAUUAUAUAAUAAUGCAUUAAAGCUAUUUUUGAGGGUAAAUAAAUCUAAAGUAGCAUACAUGCAACUGAAGCAAUUUGCCAAGGAUGUGCUGUUUCAAGUACUCUAAUAACUUAGAGAAAGGAAUAAUUAAAAAAAGAAUUAAAUCCUAGUGAGUAUUAUUUAAAUAUAUAUGAACAAUACUCUAUUUUUAUAGGAAUAAGUAGUUAAGAUGGGAAUAAUAUAUUAACAGAGUAACAAUUCUAAUAAAAAAUGAUUUAAAGUAAAGUAAGUUUAAGAGAAUAUUUUGCUCUUAAUGGAGAAUGUAUAAAAUAUAGUCAUAGUUUAACAAGAUCUUUAGAUAAGUUUAAAUGUUAUGGAAUUACAAUAUUUUAUGAUCCACCUCCAUUUGGAUAUGAAGCAUUGAUAAACUGUUAUCAAAUUAGCAACACUUAAAUAAUUAUGUUUUAUUAUGAUGAUUUUGGAGUGAUUUAAAUGACUAAAGAUAAUUAGAUUGCGAUUGCAAUAUAAGAUUAGAGAGUAGGACUUAUUGAGAUGAUUUAAAUUGAAGAUCAGUUAGAAUAAGAUGAUAAGAAUAUUUAAAUAGUAAAAUAUAUAAUUUAAUAUUUUUUAAGACUCAUAAUCUAAGAUAUCAAUGUGAAAGAAGAAUAAAUGAAGUUAAAUAAUAAUUUAAGAUGUUAAAUUUAAAUGUUUAGUAACAAUUUAAAAUUAAUGAAUUAAUUGAAGAAUCUUAAAAAAGAAUUUUAGAUUAGAGUUUAUCAGUUUAAGACAUUUAAAAACAGAUGAGUGAAUUUGAAUAUUAGUAUAAAAAUAUUAUAACUUGAAAGUCAUAUGUUAAGUUAAGAUCAGGUUUAAAUGUAAAAGUUCUUGAAAGAAUGUGAUGCAUUGAUAAUUACUUCUGGAGCUGGUAUGGGAGUGGAUUCAGGUUUACCAGAUUUUAGAGGAGAUUAAGGAUUUUGGAAAGCGUAUAGACCUUUCUAAAAUAAAUAUGGAUUUUAAGAUUGUGCAAACCCUGGAUUCUUAAAAUCAAAUCCAUAUUUAUUUUGGGGUUUUUAUGGACAUAGAUUAGAAUUAUAUACAAAUACGAUUCCUCAUGAAGGUUUUAGAAUAUUAAAGAAAUGGUGUGAAAAGAAAGAUUAUUUUAUUGUUACUAGCAAUGUUGAUGGUUAAUUUUAGAAAGCAGGGUUUGAUUAAAAAAAAAUAUAUGAAAUUCAUGGUUCAAUUCAUACAUUUUAAUGUACUUAAUGUAAUAAAUUAUAUUUGGCAAAUAAAUACCCAAAAUUAAAAAUAGAUUUAUAAAAAUUUGAAGCUGCUGAUCCAUUACCUAAAUGUGAAUUUAAUCAUAUAUUAAGACCCAAUAUUUUAAUGUUUAAUGAUUGGGAUUGGAUAUCUACAAUUUAUAUUAAAUAGGAAGAAUAUUUUAAUGAAUUUAUCAAGAAAUAUAAUAAUAAAAAGGUUUGUGUAAUUGAAAUUGGAGCAGGAACAGCAAUACCAAGUAUUAGAUUAAAAGGAGAUAGAAUUUUAAAUGAUAUUAAAGAUUCUAUUUUGAUUAGAAUUAAUCCUUCAGAAAAUGAUGCUGAAGAAAAUAAGAAAUAUUAUAGUAUUAAGAAAGGAGGUUUAGAAGGAAUAAAGUCAUUGAAUUACUUAUGAA
Paramecium sonneborni is the source of this 2568-nucleotide messenger RNA. The record is from the annotation of a GenBank genome assembly. Lineage: Eukaryota; Ciliophora; Oligohymenophorea; Peniculida; Parameciidae.